AUGUACAUAACGUCUGUGAAGUUAAUAUCGGCCGUCAUACUGGCAACCGUCACAGCAACGAUUUCAGUUGUUCAGGCUCAAACGUUGCCGUCAAAUCAGGCGGUGCCAGGAAAUUGGCCAGUUCCCGACAUGCCGCCGCCACCGGUUGCCUCUUGGACGGCGUUGGUGGAUCAGACGAAGUUGCCAAAUGCAGCGGUCAAAACCAUUCCUUACACUUGCGACGCUGGUGAUCCGUGGUGUUCGUGGUCUUGUACUACCUGCACUCGGCCAGAAAUCGACAUCACGUACUGCCCUAACAAGACAGAUUGGGCCUUGACAUAUGAUGACGGUCCUGGGCCGAAUACGCUAAAGGUACUCUCUGCAUUGGAAUCGAAAGGUGUUAAGGCAACAUUCUUCGUGGUGGGCUCCAGAGUUCUUCAACAUCCAGAUAUUCUCAAGCAAACAGUGGCAGCCGGACAUCAAAUUGGAGUGCACACGUGGUCGCACACCUUACUCACAACUCAGACCAACGAAGAAAUCAUUGCAGAAAUCAAAUGGACGGAAACCAUCAUAAAAAACGUGACCGGCCUUACACCGAAAUUGAUGAGACCGCCAGGAGGUGAUAUGGACGAUCGAGUUCGCGGAAUCAUGAGCCAACUCGGUUACAAAGUUGCCAUUUGGAAUCACGACACCUUCGAUUGGGAAUCAAAUUUGAAUCCGAAAUUCAAUUUGGAUUGGAUCACAAAUAACUUCUCCAUAUGGGUUCAUAAUAUCUCCAACACUGGAUCAAUCUCCUUGGAGCACGAUCUGUUCAACAGCUCCUCAUCGAAAAUACCCGCUGCCCUGGAUAUCGUGACCGGUGCAGGCUUUGAGGUGAAACAGAUAUCAAACUGCGUUAACAACCUUAAACCCUACGUCGAGGAUGUAACACUGCCCGCCUCACCGUCCAGGUCGAAUUCAACAGCUAAGUCGAAGUCUUCAGGCACCUCCUCCUUGACUCCUAAAUACUUGGUCGAAUUCAUAAUGGCAACAUUAAUGUUAUCAUUCAUGAUGGUUUGA
Acaulospora colombiana is the source of this 1038-nucleotide messenger RNA. Lineage: Eukaryota; Fungi; Glomeromycota; Glomeromycetes; Diversisporales; Acaulosporaceae. The record is from the annotation of a GenBank genome assembly.